This is a messenger RNA of Mizuhopecten yessoensis (Yesso scallop), 4581 nucleotides long. Its product is annotated as TBC1 domain family member 9-like. The coding region runs from base 129 to 4106 and encodes 1325 amino acids. NCBI's taxonomy places the organism in Eukaryota, Metazoa, Mollusca, Bivalvia, Pectinida, Pectinidae. Gene Ontology annotation, molecular function: calcium ion binding. The transcript is spliced from 30 exons. The record is from RefSeq and is a predicted model, not a curated record.
GAACAUCAACGAGGUGUUCCGAGUACUAGUAAUGGCAGUCAGCUGACAAGUGCGUGUUCAUGUCCAAUAAUACAAAGCUAACACGUUGCUUACUAUCUGGAAUGUUUGGCUUCCUGUAACCUUUCAUCAUGUGGCUGAAGCCAGAAGAAAUUCUGCUGGCAAAUGCUCUCUGGGUGACUGAAAGAGCCAAUCCUUUUUUCAUCCUGCAGAGAAGAAAGGGAUAUGGGGGAGGAGGGUUGACCGGUCUCUUGGUUGGCACGCUGGACACUGUCCUAGACAGCAAAACACCUCCAUACAGAAUUCUUCACCAACCAAAUGGAUCCGAUGUCAGCUACACUGUGGCAGUGGCUAACAACAAAAAGGAGAUCCAUAAAGAUUGGGAAUGGCUAGAACAGCAUUUGAUGGAAACUCUAGGUGCAUUUGAGUCUAAUGAGGACUCAACAGAGUUUAUCAGAUGUAAAAUAGAAAGUCUGCUAGCCAAUGAAGUGAAGCUGAAGGGAGAAGACGACGAUGAAACCAAGAGAUAUAAAAAUGCAACCAGGAAGUUUAUGAAACUUUUUAACAUGCCCAAGGAGGAAAAGCUAGUCAAUUACUACUCUUGCAGUUACUGGAAGAGUCGUGUGCCACGCCAGGGAUGGAUGUAUCUAAGUGUGAACCAUCUGUGUUUCUACUCCUUUCUGUUGGGACGUGAGGACAAGGUCAUCAUUCGCUGGACAGACAUACUGAAAUUAGAUAUCGGUAACAAUGUGUUGUUUCCCGAUAGCCUGGUGGUGAAGACAAGAGAAGGGGAGUACUACUUUUCUAUGCUUCUACAAAGUGGGGAGACAUUCCGAUUGAUGGAACAGCUGGCUAAUAUGGCUAUGAAGCAGUUGAUGCAGGAGGGUGGCUUUGAGGAAGACAAGACUAUUGUAGACAGAACAAAAAAAAAGACAUCGAAGAAGAUGUCGUCUAUUAAGAGAGAUUUGGAUGCCAGAGCUAGGAGUGAUGCCUUCAGGUUGGCAUUCCGUUUGCCGCUGGUAGAAAAACUGGAUGGGGAUACUGACUGUAUGUUGUGGACGCCGUAUAACAAACAGAAUGUUUGGGGUAGACUCUACCUGUCUCAGAACUACAUCUGUUUUGCUAGCAGGGUGCGUGAUCUGGUCAGUAUUGUCAUGCCAACACGCGAGAUUCAAUUGGUGGAAAAGGUAGACAACUCUGCAUCGGCUGACAUCAACCAGAAAGGCCUUAUCAUCACCACCAAGGGCAAGCUGAAUUUAAUGUUUACACAACUUGGAGAUCGAGAUUUCAUCUUGGAGAAGAUUUCUGAUUUCUUGGCGAAGCAGCAGCAUGGUACCAGUGAAAGUUUAUCGAAGCCCAGAACGAAGUCAGAAGAAGCCAUCUCCACUGAGUCGACAGAGAAAUCUGGCUCAAGUUUUGAGUUGCAGCCAGCCCUGGUCAGUCUCUUCUGUCGACGUGACUCGGACGAGCUGUCGUCUAGGGAAAUGGUCAAGGAGCACCUCUGGAACAUCCACUUUAAUGAAUAUGGCAGAGGAGUGUGUAUGUACCGGACAGUGUCGUCAUUAGAUCUUAUACUGAAAGGCCUCCCAGAGAAGUACCGUGGUGAGGUGUGGAUGCUAUUCUCAGGAGCCAUCAACGAGAAAGCAUGUCACCCCGGUUACUACAGAAGAGUGGUGGAGGAGAGCUCUGGUAAAUACACAUUGGCUACAGAUGAAAUUGAAAGAGAUUUGCACAGGUCAUUACCAGAACACCCAGCAUUCCAGUCGGACCUUGGGAUCGGGGCUCUCAGAAGGGUACUAACAGCCUAUGCCUGGAGAAACCCUACUAUAGGCUACUGUCAGGCGAUGAACAUUGUGACCAGCGUGUUGCUACUUUACACUGACGAGGAGGAGGCCUUCUGGCUUCUGACUGCGAUAUGUGAGAGACUACUGCCUGACUACUACAAUACCAAAGUGGUGGGGGCUCUCAUAGACCAGAGUGUCUUUGAGGAGCUGAUUAAGGAUAAUCUGCCAAGCCUGUACCAGAAGUUGGAGACCCUGGGACUACUCAGUAUGAUUUCCCUGUCCUGGUUCCUAACUAUAUUUCUGAGUGUAAUGCCUUUCAGCUGUGCAGUUAACAUAAUAGACUGCUUCUUCUACGACGGUGCUCGAGUGAUCUUUCAAGUAGCGCUGACUAUACUCGACACCAAAAAAGUGGAGUUACUGGCGGCCAGGGACGAUGGUGAAGCAAUGACCAUCCUCGGAGCUUACCUGGAGAAUAUAUCCAACCGCGACUCAACCAUGCCAAACAUCAUCCACACCAACAUGCUCUGUACGAACGGCGUCAAGAAGGAACCCUCUGUUGAUGUCAGUGAGCUUAUCGACGAGAGUUAUCGCAACUUCGGCCACCUCAAUAACCAGGAUAUUGAUAAACUCCGACUCAAGUACCGUUUGCAGGUUGUACAGAAUAUUGAAGACCAUACCAAGAAAAAUGUCCUGCGGAGUGUUGCCUCACAUACCUUAUUUAAGGGCAAGGAACUGGAGGACCUGUUCAUCCUGUUCAAGGAGGAGUACCUGACAUCUUGUUAUUGGAGAACCAGCCAGCAGCCUGUAGAUACUCCAGACAAGUAUGACCCUUCACGGCCUUACUAUGAACUCUACAAGGUGGAUUUUGAUCAGUUCAAGACCAUGUUCCUCUCACUAGCACCUUGGGCAACGGGAUCACAUGGACAUGUGCUGGCUCUUAGGGCCUUCAGGUAUCUCGAUGAGAAUGGAGACAACAUGAUCAACUUUAAGGAGUUUGUACACCUGUUGGGGGUGAUCUGCCACGGGGACCUAACCCACAGGGUAAAGCUACUGUACCAGUGCCAUCAACCCCCAGCUCUACUGCCAUUGGAUGACCUAGACAAUUCGGACAUACCCACCUCUCCAAAGGCAGAGUCGACAGAAAGUGCAGUGGAGGCCACAGACUUCUUUGACAGCGGAGAUGCGUUACAAGACGAGAUUGAGUUACCAGGAGAUCCAUCACCACCCCCUCUGGAGGAGGUAGUGCAAAAUCGACCUACAGAUGUGAAGCAGGAGAGGGGAGACCCCUCACUAACCCCAGAGGUGGUGGAGAAUCUACCCACAGACAAGGACCAAGAAGGGGGAGACGUUGCAUCCAGGGACCUAAAUAAUUCUCAAAGUAUCUCAAGCGAGGCUAAAGAGGCUGAAACUGCAAAGGAACAGGGACCAGCCUCCAGCAAAGAGGAGGAGGUGGAGUCUGAUAACAGACAGGCUGAUUUGACCAAUGAAAAGGCAGAGUCGAACGAUGGACAAGGUACAACUUUAGAGGCAGAGAACAUCGAAGGAGGGGCCACAGCCCAGACAGAAUCAGUUGGUACACCCUCUCCUGAUGAACAGAGCGAGACUUCUGAAAGCAGCUCUUCAACAAAAGUGUCGGAUAUAGGUGAUAGUCUAAGAAAAAUGUACCAGAAACGGCAAGAACUGAAGAAGAAGGACAGCAAAGCUGACUUCAAGGACGUUCCACGACUGACACAGGUGCAGUUCAUUCAGCUUUGGAAGACCCUGUACGACAUGUUUAGUGAUAAGAGUGAGGAGCAGGAUCUGUACCACUCCAUUGCCACAGUCGGAACACUACUGCUAGAACUGGGGGAGGUCGGCAAGAAAUUCUACCUCAAGAAAUCCUCUCCAUCAGAAAGCUCUGUCACGGACACUCCUCUUUCCUGUAGUGCAGAUAGUGGCAUGGAUAUUGACCGUCUUGCACAGAACAUUCAGCGGACACGCCUAGACACAGACAAAUCCGGGGAGGACACUCUAGGAGAGAAUGAAAAUGAUAUGACCUCAGGAGUUGAAUCUGUGUCAGCCUCGGAGAACACGGAAGAUACUUCAACAGGCGACUCUUCCAAGACCACAGCAGACAUCUCUUCAGAUUCUAAUCAGUCAUUUUCUAAACCAGAUUCUGAUUGGUCAAUAUCAUUCGAACAGUUUAUAGCUUCUAUGUUAACAGAGCCCCCAUUGGUUGAAUUCUUUGAGAAACAGACAGAUGUGACUGAGGCAGUUGCUAAAAUGAGAAAUCGGAGGUUGAUGAAGAGACAGCUAAGUGUUUUUCCAGAAGAGAAAAAGAAAUGACUUAUAUCGGAUAAAGCGUGAUAUCUAUAGGACACAAAAGGCAGGUUUUUAGGCAACUGGGGACGAUCAUCAUAUGUGUACAUAGCUAGCUUUAUCCAGGACAUUAGUAAUUCUUGUACUCUUUGUUUGAUAUAUUGUACUAUAUGUAAAGUUUCAUUAUUGAAAUGACAGCUGAGAUUUAAAACAAAUAUUUAUUUUACUUUUAUUUAAUAAUCUGUGAAUUGAACAUCUCUUUUUGUAUGUAAAACAAACACAGGCAUUCUUUGCAUUCUUUAUAUAUCUGUCUUUUUAGCUGAAAAAACCCUUCGUCAAUAGUUGGUCGUCAUCCGUCCUUAGGCAGUUCUUGUUAUCGCUGUUUCUCAGAAAGUACAGGAGGAAUUUUUCUCUAAUUUUAUAUUAAGGUUCCCCUUGGUCUGUAGUUGUACAUAUUUACUUUUGAGUCUGAUCACCUAAACAAAAUGGCCGACAGGUGACC